Heteronotia binoei (common prickly gecko) is the source of this 2387-nucleotide messenger RNA. Its product is annotated as thaicobrin-like. The coding region runs from base 18 to 686 and encodes 222 amino acids. Lineage: Eukaryota; Metazoa; Chordata; Lepidosauria; Squamata; Gekkonidae. The transcript is spliced from 3 exons. The record is from RefSeq and is a predicted model, not a curated record. Gene Ontology annotation, molecular function: protein binding.
AAUUUCUGAGUGUCACCAUGCCUCAAUCUACGGACUCACAUCUUAGCUUCUGGAACGUCUCAUUUACAAACUGUGGCCUUCGGACAUUCAAAGCGGUCUUCAUCAUCCUGUGGCUAUCAUUAUGUCUUCCUGCUGAGUGUGAAGGCGCCAAAAAGGUCUCAGCAUCCAUGAUUAAACAGUGGAGGAAAAACUACAAAACCAAAGUGACUUUUGAUCCCAACACAGCAUAUCCAUGGUUCAUCGUAUCUGCAAACAAAACUUACGUGGAAUCAGGAGACAGACGCCAAAAUGUGCCAGACAAUCCUGAACGAUUCAAUAACACUCCUGCUUUGCUGGGCCACCCUGGAUUUACAUCCGGGAAGCUUUACUGGGAGGUGGAGUACGGAGACCAGAGGGAGUGGGCAGUGGGGGUGGCCCUCGAGCGUGUGGACAGGAAGGUCUAUCUCAGGCUUAGUCCAGAGGAGGGCAUUUGGCAAAAGGGCCUCUGGUGGCUUCGAGCCCUGGAAAAUCGUUCCCAUGCACUUCCCGUACGCCCUGGGAUCAUUGGGAUAUUUUUGAAUUACAAAGCAGGUACAGUGGCCUUUUACAUACAGGGGAAACUGAUUCUGAAAAGAGCCUCUUUCAACAGGGAGAAAGUGUUUCCUUUCUUCUAUCUGGGUGGAGGUGUUCAUCUCAAAUUAAUAUAAUGUAUUACUUUAAAAUCUAAAAAAAGAAAAAUACAGUAGAAAUCUAUAAACUACCAUUCAUAACACACCAAAACACCAAGAAUCCUUUAAAAAAUCAGGAUACUAUAAAAGCAAGAGAGAUUAUUUUAAAACAUUAUAGAGCAGUAAUAAUUAAAAGCCACUGCAGUGUUCACAAACUAUAAAGUCCUGCAGCUAAGCCUGAUUUGAGACAUUAUAUCAAGCUGUUAUAAAUCCUGGCUUGUGCCUAUUAAACCCUGGGUUAUGCCCUUCUUGCCUCUCUCCCACCUCCCUGCAUCCUCCCUAUACAAAAUAUCUCCUUGACCAGCCAACCACAAGGGGAUUUGGUCAUCAUAACAGCCUACAAUCAGCAUACACAGUGUCAUGAGCCCUGACGAGGAGGAGCUGGAAGGGUUAACAGACCUGGAAGAGUUGCCAGCCAGUUCCUCAGCUGAACAAACAGCAGCUGGCCCAUCAAUCACUCUCCAGGCACCAGUGUCAGCUGUUGACGAUAAAUCUCCUCCCAUCUCAAGAGUUUGAAGCAGGCUCCAGAAAGAACUUUCAGAGCAAAGACAUGAGGCAUGCCGAUGCUUCAGAUCUCUCAGCACUGAGUUCUAGCAGAGUCACUGCCACCCGGGGAGCAGGCUGAUUGAGACUCCCAUAUAGCUCCCACCCAGGACCUGAUAACUUUGUGGAAGCAACAAGUCUAUUCUCUGGCUUGCAUCCAUGCUCCUUCCUGAUCAUGACCUGCUUGAUUUCCUUGGCACCCUGACCUUUUGGCUUUUGGACAUUGACUUCCGAUUCCGGUUUGUGAUUCUGCAUUGGUGACUUGGCUCCUGCUUGACAUCCUGGACUUUGACCUUGGACUAGCUUUGGACUCCUGCCUGCCUGCACCCUGAGAACGUGACACACAGUGAUUAACAAACUAGAAACCAACCAUAGAGAGCCAGUUUGGUGUAGCGGUUAAGUGUGUGGACUCUUAUCUGGGAGAACCGGGUUUGAUUCCCCACUCCUUCACCUGCACCAGCUGGAAUUUCCUUGGGUUAACCAUAGCUAUCACAGGAAGUUGUCCUUGAAACGGCAGCUGCUGUGAGAGCCCUCUCAGUCCCACCCAGCUCACAGGGUGUCUGUUGUGGGGGGGGGGGGGAAGAUAUAGGAGAUUGUAAGCCGCUCUGAGUCUUCGAUUCAGAGAGAAAGGCAGGGUAUAAAUCUGCAGUUGUCUUUUUCUUUUGCAAUCCCAGUUUGCUGCCUAGGAACAAAAGCUGGUAUUUUAUCUCUCCUACAGCUUUAAAACUCCUUAUUGCUGUUGGAGUUCUUGAUUAUCUACUUCCUUCAGUUACUUGGAAUGGAUGCCCUUUGUAGUUAGGUUUGUGUGGUUACAUUUCUGGCAGUGAUCUUGUGUCCAUGAGAGGAGAUAAACUGCCCUUCUAAAUGAACAGACAGCUGAAGAUAUUCUUCCUGAAAACCAAUUUUUUCCUAUUUAACCUUUGAAAGAUUUCCCCCCUUUAAUUCCCAUUUACAAAUGAGGGUAUUUCAGAAGGAACACGGAAGGAACAUUGACACAGAGGGAAAAACUGUAAACUCUGCAUUGAAAAACAACCAUGUUUAUGGCUUUUGUAUUGUAUAUCAUUACCUAUCCAUCCUAUUCUCCCUCCCCAUCUACCCUAUGUCAUCUUCAGAAAUAAAACAUAUCUUUUGGCUUGC